CGUUAAUAUCAGCACCGGUAAAACAAAACGAAACGAAGUGCGUAUUAAAUAAUUGCAUGAUUCUAGCGCAAUAUCAUUAAUUUAUGCGUUCAGAUGUCAACCACAACUUACGGAAGUUCCCCGCCAAAGGGCGAUCCUAGUUCUGAAAGCAAAGGAAUGCGUGCUCAACCAAUAUCGGACAUUGAAAUGCAAGAUCCGGUCUCUAAAGAAAACAAAUUAAUUCCGGAUUUCACUAGAAAUACGGAUAGCGUAGAAACCGUUUCAAAUACAGAUAAGGAUGUGGCGGAAGCUAACGUAAAAAAUACGGAUAGUGAUGAUACGAAUCCCUUCCACCCGCCGUCGGAUGUAGAAAUGGAUACCGCAAAGUCAGACUCCAAAUCAGAUGCUAAGUCAAAUUCGAAAUCGGAUAGCAAAUUCCGUGCAAAAUCCUCCCCAGAGCCAGAGCUGCAGAUUCCUGAAAGGAGGGAGCGUCGCAGGAAGACCAAGGAGCGCCCCGCUACGGCGCCAGCUGCUCCCCACAAACUCAACUGGAAGUUUAACCUGCGCAUCCUGAUCUCAAACAUGUACAUGAAGAGCGAAGAUCGUCUGCCGGGAGCCUGUGUCCCCAAGUGUCUUCACAAUACCACUCAGUGUACGGAAAGGCAUCGCUGCUCCAUGCUGCCGGAUGCCCCCAAUUUUACGGCGGUGCAGGCCCUCAGGACCACGCUGCAUGGCCAGCACUACGAUACGUUCCUAGACAUCCUGGAGAUGAUGGUGCUGCAGUGCGUGUAUCCAGGAGAAGGAGUCUUUGACAGACUAAUAGAUAUGGCCAUGAUCCUGAUUGCCAAGGAAAUGAGUGUCAAGGAGCUGGGCGACACCUACAACAAGCUGAUACGCACCUUCUUCCUCCUGGUCGACGCCUUUCCUCCCUGCUGGACCGCCCUGCGUCCUUACUACUUGAAUUUCCUGGGCGUCAAGAAUCCCGCCCUGCGUGAUGUUCGUUCCAAUGAUUCUCCCCAGAAGCUGCAGUUCUACCUGGAUCUUCUAGAGGAGACCCUCACUCAGUGCAGCGAAGAGGAGAUACAAGAGAACACCAAGUUUUAUGAAAAGUUCGUGUUCAAUUUUUCGGAGGAGGAGGAUGCUAACAUGUCGCAGGAGACCGUCUUUUUGCGGCAUGUCCAGGAGUACGACUGGCUAAGUGGCAAGCUGUGCCUGGACGACUUUAAGAGAAUGUCACCCGCCGUCCGUCUGGCACGGCUCUGUGAUGUGCUGAACAUGCUGACCUGGGUGCUGGAAAUGGAGUUCCUCUCCUGGCUAGAUCACAACAGGUUGCGGCAGUCGGAGUCCGAGAUGUUUCAGGAGGACUCCCAGCCGUUUGCCUCGAUUGUAUUUGGAAUGUCUGCUAGUACGCGGCUCACGGACAUCGUCAAGCAAAUCAUGAAGCUUUACGGACAGGCAGCAGCCAAAUCCAUGUAUCCAGAGCGUCAGAGGAUUCUACAGCGCCUUAUUUCCCUCGUCAUAGAGGUUAGCAACACGGCCGAGUUGAAGUACGUGGAUAAUGCUGUGAUUUAUCCGAGUCUGGGCCCCCAAACCCGCCUGCUCAUCGCAGACUUCUUCAAGGUCUUUAAGUCACAGAAUCCCAAGAGCAUCAGCACCUACUUGAAGACCAUACCGCAGCUGGAUCACACGUACCUUCGCUACGAGUUCACCGACCACUUUCUGCAGCUGUUCCACUUUCCCAAAAAGCAACUCUUUGGCCCGGAAAAGGUGGUCAAGGAGUUUACAGACUGUCAUUGGCUUAAUUACAAACCAAAAAGCGAGAUUAAGGGCGACUUCGACAAUCAGUUGUGCCGGGAGGAUUACUUGGGAUUACUACUCAGCGCCUUAAAAGACUUUGAUAAGUGGCUGAAUCUUAGCGGCUUCUGGAAGUUCUUGAAAAGCAAGGAGCAUGUGCAACCGUUGACUAGGAGGACCAGUAGUCCACUGGCCACUCCGGUGGAGGUGAUAACGGGUGAAACAGGCAUGGUUUUCAUGUUGGACGAGAUAGAGGAGGAGGUGCACACUUGGAAGAAGCGCAUGAACGUGAAGGUGAUCAAAGGCCGGCCGAAAGUGAAUCUGCCGGUGGCCAGGAUCAAUGUGGCCAAGAUGUGCGUGCGUUACGGCGAGGAUGUUCGACAGCUGAGAUUCCUGCGACGACUACUACAAAACAAGGUCCAAAAGGAGGUCGAUGUCUCCGAUUGGCUGACCUAUCUGAACAGUUUCCUGGGCGACGACGAGCCCAUGUCGCAACCAGACUCUGCCUUUGCAUCUGCAUCCACCGAAUUAAGUGAUGACUGAGUUGCCCGACAUUAGAACCCUAUAUCUUAAGCUCAAAUUUGAUUUAAGGCCUACCAAACCGAAGAUUAAUUUAUUUUUAAUUUUUCUAUGCUCAUCGAAAGCGCUCGCGGUCGGAAACGAUUUCUUUUUUGGAUUACGUUAUCUAAUACUUAGUGAAAAGGUUUCAAAUAAGAAUGCAUUUGAUUCAUU
Molecule: messenger RNA, 2505 nt
Organism: Drosophila subpulchrella
Lineage: Eukaryota; Metazoa; Arthropoda; Insecta; Diptera; Drosophilidae
Exons: 3
Coding region: 94-2316 (740 amino acids)
Source: RefSeq, a predicted model, not a curated record